AUGGUGCUGCUUUCCGCAUGCAACCCGCUGCUGGACAUCGUGGCCGAGGUGCCCCGCGAGCUGCUGCAGCAGUUCGACCUUCCCUUCGGCGGCGCCGUUUUGGCAGCAGAAAAGCAAAUUGAAUUAUUUUCCAAAAUUCCCAAGGACUUCGAGUGCAGCUUUUUGGCUGGCGGCUGCGGCCAGAACACCGUGCGCGUCUACCAGGCCCUCUGCGGCAACAAAGUCCGUUCAAAUCAACUUUUUUCCAACUUUUCAAGUUUCGCCAACUUCCCCUUCUUGUGA
Molecule: messenger RNA, 282 nt
Organism: Eimeria tenella
Lineage: Eukaryota; Apicomplexa; Conoidasida; Eucoccidiorida; Eimeriidae
Product: adenosine kinase, putative
Exons: 1
Coding region: 1-282 (93 amino acids)
Biological process (GO): purine ribonucleoside salvage
Cellular component (GO): nucleus; cytosol
Molecular function (GO): adenosine kinase activity
Source: RefSeq, a predicted model, not a curated record